Messenger RNA from Priapulus caudatus, 3273 nucleotides. Its product is annotated as DNA replication licensing factor mcm7-like. Gene Ontology annotation, biological process: DNA strand elongation involved in DNA replication; DNA replication; DNA replication initiation. NCBI's taxonomy places the organism in Eukaryota, Metazoa, Priapulida, Priapulimorpha, Priapulimorphida, Priapulidae. Bases 158 to 2338 code for a protein of 726 amino acids. Gene Ontology annotation, cellular component: nucleus; MCM complex. The transcript has 17 exons. Gene Ontology annotation, molecular function: ATP binding; single-stranded DNA helicase activity; single-stranded DNA binding. The record is from RefSeq and is a predicted model, not a curated record.
GCUUGUUCUCGCGAGAUUUUUCCCGCGUUGCGUACGGCCGUAGUCGUACUUAUUGAAAUUGUUUUUGUUUUUUUGGUGUGUGUAGUUUUCAAUUUGUAAACUUGUUAGGUUCUAAUUCAGUUAAACCAAAGCAUUAAUUGUGGAAGCCUAUGCUACGAUGCCGGCAACAGAUUACGCAGCUGAAAAGGACAAAAUCAAAUCAUUUUUGAGAGACUUCUACACAGACACUGGCUCUGAUAAAGGAGAUACUUCAAAGGACUUCAAAUAUGCAUCCCAGUUGGUGAAGGUCGCUCACAGAGAGCAGGUAGGGAUCACCGUAGAUCUAGAUGAUGUUGCUGACGUUGAGCCGGAUCUUGCCGCCGCCGUGGUGGAGAACACGAGACGCUACGUGUCGCUGUUUGGCGACUCCAUCCACGAGCUGCUGCCAGAGUUCAAAGAGCACGAGAUUGUAGCCAAAGACGCAUUGGACGUAUAUAUCGAGCAUCGUCUGCUAAUGGAGACAAGAAUACGAAACCACGACGGAGAAGUGCGAGAUCCCAGGAACCGCUUCCCGGCCGAGCUCAUACGCAGAUUCGAGGUGUCGUUCAAGGCGCAGGGCCGCGAGAAACACAUGGCCAUCCGCGACGUGAAGGCCGAGCACAUCGGCCAGCUCGUCUGCGUCAAGGGCAUCGUGACGCGCUGCACGGAGGUGAAGCCGAUGAUGCAGGUGGCGACGUACACGUGCGAUCAGUGCGGCGCCGAGACGUACCAGCCCAUUUCUGCACCCACUUUCAUGCCUCUCAUCAUGUGCCCCAGUGAAGACUGCACUGUCAACAAAUCUGGUGGAAGGCUUUACCUACAAACUAGAGGCAGCAAGUUCGUCAAGUUUCAAGAACUCAAAAUCCAGGAGCACAAUGACCAGGUUCCGGUCGGGAGCAUUCCGCGCUCAAUGACCGUCUUCCUGAAGGGCGAGUGUACACGCAUGGCAUCCCCUGGUGACCACAUCAGCAUAACGGGAGUGUUUCUGCCGAUGAUGAAAGUUGGAUUCAAGCAGAUGCAGCAAGGAUUGUUGUCCGAGACGUUCCUAGAAGCUCACCGAAUAGUGAAGAUGAACAAGACAGAGAAUGAUGAGCUAGGAGCGGAGGAGCUCACUGAAGAAGAGAUCAAACAAGUAGCAGAGGACGACUUCUAUGACAAGCUUGCUUCUAGCAUCGCACCUGAGAUAUAUGGGCAUGAGGACAUCAAGAAAGCCUUGCUGCUUCUCCUGGUAGGGGGCGUUGAUCGCUCACCUAAAGGAAUGAAGAUCAGAGGUUCGAUCAACAUCUGUCUGAUGGGAGACCCGGGCGUUGCGAAGAGCCAGCUGCUGUCCUACAUCAACCGCCUCGCGCCGCGCGGCCAGUACACGACGGGCCGCGGUUCGUCCGGCGUCGGCCUUACCGCCGCCGUCAUGAAGGACCCGCUUACGGGAGAGUUCGUGCUGGAAGGGGGCGCUCUCGUGCUCGCGGAUCAGGGUGUCUGCUGUAUAGAUGAGUUUGAUAAGAUGCAGGAUGGGGACAGGACUGCUAUCCACGAAGUUAUGGAGCAACAGACCAUCUCUAUUGCUAAGGCUGGCAUCAUGACGACACUGAAUGCUCGAGUGUCCAUACUGGCAGCGGCUAACCCUGCGUAUGGCCGAUACAACCCGCAGAAGUCUGUCCAGCAUAACAUUCAGUUGCCAGCCGCUCUGCUCUCCAGGUUCGACGUACUCUGGCUCAUUCAGGACAAACCAGACAGGGACAAUGAUCUCAGGCUAGCCCAGCACAUCACCUACGUUCAUCAAUUCGGCGUGCAGCCUCCGACGCAGUUCGAACCACUGGACAUGAAGCUAAUGAGGAGGUACAUCGCCCUAUGUAAGAAGAAGGUGCCCGUGAUCCCCGCGUCGCUGACGGAGUACAUCACAGGCGCAUAUGUGGAGAUGAGGAAGGAGGCUCGCAACAACAAGGACAUGACGUUCACGUCGGCCCGCACGCUGCUCGGCAUUCUCCGUCUGUCAACGGCUCUGGCACGCUUACGACUCGUGGACACCGUCGAGAAGGAAGAUGUUAACGAAGGCAUGCGGCUGAUGGAGAUGUCCAAGGAUUCUCUGAAUGGAACUCCCGAACGGCAGGGAAGAGUGCAAACAGUUACUGACCAAAUAUACUCCGUAAUUCGUGAUAUCAUCCCAGAAAAGGGAGCCAAAUCUUUAAAGAUGGCUGAUGUCAUGGAACGUUGUACUUCAAAGGGUUUCAAGCCAGAUCAGGUGAACGAGUGCAUUGAAGAGUAUGAAGAGCUGAACGUAUGGCAAGUGAACACUGCGAGGACCCGCGUGACCUUCAUCUAAGUUCGUGACUGCGAAUUUGGAAACGCUUCUGUAAAAUACUUUCUCGAUCCAUUCUACAUUUCCCGAAGUUCAGUCUCAUCUCUUUGGCGGUCGUGAACAGUGCGUGACCCGUGGGUGAUGGUGGUCUCUGUAUUCUCUAGCUGAAACGUGUGCGGUUGAGUUAAUCCUCGAAUGUGAGAUGGUGUACUCAUUUACGUUGCAUAACGUGCGACAUGCGUAUCACUACACACUAUGUUUGGCUCUGACCUAAAUGUCUUCCGAGUUGUGUAUAUUAUAAACCAAUCAUCCUUUUUUUUGACAUAACGGUGGUUGCAACUUCAAAACUAACAAGACUAAUAAGAUCAGUGUGUUCUAUUUUAUUAAUGAAGUUGAUGAUUAAUCUCUAUCAUAUAUAGAUGGGGGAAAUACAUCUGCACGUAGUUCAUUGAUCAAAUUUGGGCACAGUUUAUUUAAAAUUGUGUUGCUCUGCCGAACCAUUGUGUACAAAAUCUUUUACAACACUAUUCAUGUUCUCGUGUGAUGUUGCGAUGUCCACUAAUUCUAUUCAUUGUUUGAUACAUUCCUAAUAUCAUGAUUUUACAAUGAGUGUUUACUGUUUUGGAAGGAUUAAUGUGUAAUGUUCAUCACGAUCUAGCUACGUUUUUAAAAUAAAAGGGACAGUAGAAUGAGAUUAGGAUUCGAUAGAUGUGCAAGUAUUAGUCACAAGUAAAAUUUUAUUGAAAAGAUUCAUUAUAGCAACAUUUCAUGUGAAUUGUAUGUUUUCAUGAUUUUCUAUAAUGUGCGUGUAAGAGUAAGUUCAUGAAAAUGUCUCAGAAAACGUAUAGAUAAAAUAACCUCAAACGCAUUUGUUCAGCUAUAUUAUUGACAGCAAGAUAUAUGUAGCAAUGUAUGUAUCCAUACGUCUUGUAUUUUUACAAUUAAAAUGGUUUUUCUUA